GCUCGGGAGCCCGCGGCCCUCCCGGCCGCCCUGCUUGCGAGAGGAGCCCAGGCCGCCCGCGCUCGCGCCUCGCCGGCCCCUCCCCCGGUCGCUGCGGCCGCCGCGCCGCCGCUGCAGGAAUUUCCCAGUCCAGUGUGGGAGAUGGACGCAAAGAGCAAAUUGCAAAAAAUAUGGGAAGUGCUACAGUACAGUCAUGUACAACUGUCAGUGAGCUCAUAGAAGAGUAACUCAUUCUGAGUCAGUGGGAACUCAGGGCCGAUCUAUAUCUAACAAGGAUAGCUAGCGGCCAGGAGAAAUAUAGUGGAAAAUGCAAAACAACGAAAUUAUAAAGCCUGCCAAAUACUUCUCAGAAUUGGAAAAGAGCAUCCUGCUGGCUUUAGUAGAAAAGUAUAAAUAUGUGCUGGAAUGUAAGAAAAGUGAUGCGCGAACUAUUGCCCUUAAGCAGCGUACCUGGCAGGCGCUGGCCCACGAAUACAACUCUCAGCCCAGCGUGUCCCUGCGGGAUUUCAAACAGCUGAAGAAGUGCUGGGAGAACAUCAAGGCUCGGACCAAAAAAAUUAUGGCCCAUGAAAGGAGAGAGAAAGUGAAACGGAGCGUCAGCCCUAUCCUGAGUACCCACGUCCUAGGGAAGGAGAAGAUCGCCAGCAUGCUGCCGGAGCAGCUCUACUUCCUGCAGAGCCCCCCGGAGGAGGAGCCCGAAUACCACCCCGACGCCUCAGCCCAAGAAUCAUUUGCUGUUUCAAAUAGAGAACUGUGCGAUGAUGAGAAAGAGUUCAUACAUUUUCCAGUAUGUGAGGGGACCUCUCAACCUGAACCCUCGUGUUCAGCUGUCAGAAUAACAGCCAAUAAAAACUACAGGAGCAAAACCUCUCAGGAAGGUGCUUUAAAAAAGAUGCAUGAGGAAGAACACCAUCAACAAAUGUCCAUCUUACAACUGCAACUGAUACAAAUGAAUGAGGUGCAUGUGGCCAAAAUCCAGCAGAUAGAGCGAGAGUGUGAGAUGGCAGAGGAGGAACACAGGAUAAAAAUGGAAGUUCUCAAUAAAAAGAAGAUGUAUUGGGAAAGAAAACUACAAACUUUUACCAAGGAAUGGCCUGUUUCCUCAUUUAACCGGCCCUUUCCCAAUUCGCCCUAAGACUUUGGGGGUGGCUGUCUUGUAAUUAAUCUGUGUUGGCAAAGAAUGUCUGGAACAUGGACUUGCGGUCAGUAACCUGUAACAGAGCUACAGCUAGGAAAAUUAGAGUGGUAGUAGUCACUUAUUUAAGAAUUCAUUCAGGUAAACAGCUGCACCCUCUGUACCCCUUAAGUGGCAAAGAAGCUGUUAUAGUCUUCUGAAAAUUAUCACUAUGAGUGCUAUAAUUCUGAAUAUAAUGUCUCUUAAUUAGAAUUCAUACAAGAACCACGUUGUGAGUGUUGUUGUUGUUGUUUUUUUUUUUAAUCAAAUGCAAGUGUGACUAUAAAGGAGUGUGGCUGAUUUUUUUUUUCUUUUUUCUUUUUAAACAGACAGCAGAACUUUUCUAUCCAAAUGAAUGCCGUCCCAUGGAAAGUGGCUGUCCUGGGAGGCUACACGUUUCUCCAAUGGUGAUGCUGUUGCUCAGAACUUACUAGAGGUCUUUAGGGAACCUCCAUGAGAGCUGCAGCACCUUUUUAAUUUUCUCGGUGUCAUCCUCUGAGUAUGGAUUUUCUGUUUUUAAACAGCCCAAAGUUUAGAAGGGUAUUUUCUAAUGUGGCUCAUAAACCACCUUUUAAGGCCUUUCCUCAAACAGGAGUUCUAAAUAAGUCUCCAACAAUGGUAGUUUUGUUGGAGCUAAGGAUGUAACUACUUUGAGGGAGAGAUGUUCGUUUAGAUUUCUACAUUCUGUUAUGUUGGUUUUAUUAAAAAAAAAAAAAAGACUUGCAA
This is a messenger RNA of Gorilla gorilla gorilla (western lowland gorilla), 1900 nucleotides long. It is a transcript of the gene MSANTD3, whose product is annotated as Myb/SANT DNA binding domain containing 3. The transcript has 4 exons. Lineage: Eukaryota; Metazoa; Chordata; Mammalia; Primates; Hominidae. The record is from RefSeq and is a predicted model, not a curated record. Gene Ontology annotation, cellular component: plasma membrane. Bases 308 to 1135 code for a protein of 275 amino acids.